Molecule: messenger RNA, 1152 nt
Organism: Periconia digitata
Lineage: Eukaryota; Fungi; Ascomycota; Dothideomycetes; Pleosporales; Periconiaceae
Source: the annotation of a GenBank genome assembly
AUGUCAACCUCAACGCCAACCCCCCAAGAUGCCGGCCUCCCCGCACCACCAUCUCGACCUCCCCCGCCGCAAAACGCAACUCCAACACAGAUAAACUCAGCAUCUGAUGUCGGUAUUAAACCCACCGUCGUUCACCUCGGCGACGACAUCAGAUGGAACCACGAUCUAUACGCUGAACUUAACCGGCAGUUCCAUGUCGAGAGGAGCUACUCGAUGGGUAGGGAAGAGUUCAAGACCGCGCUCCGGGAACGCAGAUGGGGCGAUUUUGUGGGCAUGUAUCGACCGUUCUGGAAUACAGGGGGUGAAAUGGGAAAUUGGGAUGAUGAGUUGAUUUCGUUGUUACCAAAGUCUUGUAAGAUCUAUGCAUCCGCCGGCGCAGGUUUCGACUGGGUUGAUACCAAAACCAUGGCCGAGAAAGGGAUAAUCUAUUGUAACUCAGCGACCUCCUGCACCGAGUCCGUCGUCGACCUCGCCCUAAUCCACCUCCUCUCUACCUAUCGCGCCCUCCCUUGGUCCUUCCUAGCCGCCCGCUCAGGUUCCCCCUCCCAAUUCCACGCCGCAAACCAAAACAUCGCAGCCUCAACACACAACCCCAACAACAGCAUCCUCGGUAUCGUUGGUCUAGGUCGCAUCGGGACCCGAUUAGCCUGGAAAGCCGCCACCGCUUUCGAGAUGCGCGUCUGGUACCACGACAUUGCUCCCUUUCCUGACCGUGAGAAACAAAUCCCCGGUGGAGCGAAGUUUUGUAGCACUCUUGAGGAGUUACUGAGAAGCACGGAUUGUGUGGUUCUAUGUACGCCUUUUCAUGGGGAGGUAUUGCUUUCGGAGAAAGAGUUUGCAAUGUUCAAGGAAGGAUCUAGGUUGGUGAACAUCGCGCGUGGGAAGCUGGUGGAUGAGACUGCGCUUGUCAAAGCGUUGGACGAGGGGAGGAUUGCGGCGGCGGGGCUGGAUGUGCACGCUGAUGAGCCGAAUGUUAAUCCUGAGCUCGCAAAGAGAUUGAAUGUAUUGGUCACGAGUCAUACGGCGGGGGCAAGCGUUGAGAGUCAUGUUGGAUUUGAGAGGUUGGGGAUGGAGAAUUUGUUGGGGUGGUUGAAGAGCGGGAAGCAGGGCACUGUUAGUGCGGUGAACCUGCAGUGGUUGAUGGAAGAGUAA